Molecule: messenger RNA, 255 nt
Organism: Rotaria sp. Silwood2
Lineage: Eukaryota; Metazoa; Rotifera; Eurotatoria; Philodinida; Philodinidae
Source: the annotation of a GenBank genome assembly
AUGAUUUCAAACGGUGCCUUCGAUGGAGAUCCAUAUGGAGUUGCACCAUUUCAACAAGGAAGAACAUUUAUGACACCACCACGUAAUCCAGCAGUUUAUUAUAAUAAUUCAAGUUAUUCUCAACCAUCAAUGAUGGCACGUGAUGCACCAAUGACUAAUAAUGUUAGUGGUCCUAAUAACAGCAAUUCUAAUGCUUAUUUAACUGAUUUACAUUCACAUUCAGCACAGAACAAAUAUUCACAUGUGAGAAUUUGA